Drosophila kikkawai is the source of this 1777-nucleotide messenger RNA. RefSeq names its product putative GTP-binding protein 6. NCBI's taxonomy places the organism in Eukaryota, Metazoa, Arthropoda, Insecta, Diptera, Drosophilidae. Gene Ontology annotation, cellular component: cytoplasm. Gene Ontology annotation, molecular function: ribosome binding; GTP binding. The record is from RefSeq and is a predicted model, not a curated record.
AUGUCGAGUCUCCGGGCAUGGAUGCGUCUGGCAAGGAGUCUUCCUCUUCCGCGAACGAUGGCAGCAAUGCCAUGCCGCUUUAAGUACACGCAACACCAAGGGGUUAAGGGUAUUCGUAACCGGAAGAGCUUCUAUGAGGCACAGAUGCAGGCGGGACAGGGAGACGAGGAGGAAGGUGACAUGGAGCAGAAGGAACAGGGCUCGCCGGAGCUGACAGACAUGCGAUUUUUAGAUGAUCGCGCCUACGACGAAGUGGCUGGUGGAGCUAUGAGAAUCACGCGAGACACAGCCAGCUCCCAGCAAGUGCUCAUCCUGCAGCCCUACGUGAAAUGGGCAGCCAAACGGCAAAAUAGCCCCAACAGCGAUGUCCGACCAGAGGAUCAGCUGGCCGAAGCCUCCGCCUUGGUUCAUUCCCUACCCAAUUGGCAGGUGGCCAAGGCUCUCAAGGUACCCCUAGAGAGUCUCGAGAAAAAGACCCUAUUCGGCAGCGGAAAGCUGAUGGAACUAAAGGCUCUUGUGGCCGAUUUGCGACAGGAGCGACAUCUAACCUGCCUGUUUGUUAGCAAGGGAACGUUGUCCUUUGCCCAGAAGCGCUUUCUCGAGGCGGAGUUCCGGUUGCCAGUUAUGGAUCGGUAUUCGGUGGUCAUUCAAAUCCUUAGGUUGCAUGCCACCAGUGCAGAGGCAAGGCUUCAGGUAGCAAUGGCCGAACUUCCCUAUAUCUGGGCCCAGGCCAAGGAUGCCAGUGUUACCCAGACGCGACGGCAGGGAUAUGCCUUAACCGAUUUGCAAAAGGAAAUUCUGCGGACCCGUGAGCGAAAGCUGCGCGCCGAACUGGAUCGUGUGCGCCGCCAAAGACAAUUGCUACGCCAGAAACGCAAGCAGCAGAAUUAUCCCAUUGUGGCGGUGGUGGGAUACACCAAUGCCGGGAAGACUUCGCUGAUAAAGGCUCUAACAGUGGAGGAUGCACUGCAGCCCAGAAAUCAACUUUUCGCCACUCUAGAUGUUACAGCCCAUGCGGGCUGUUUGCCCUGCAACCUGGAGGUCAUCUACAUGGACACCGUAGGCUUUAUGUCUGACCUGCCCACUGGAUUGUUCGAGUGCUUUGUGGCCACCCUGGAGGAUGCUAUGCUGGCGGACGUAAUUGUCCACGUUCAGGACUUGUCGCAUCCGUGCCACGCCGCCCAGCGAAGUCAUGUGGAAGCCACACUGCGUUCCCUGGCUUUCAAUGUGGCUGGCGGAGACUCUACGGCCAGCCAAUUGCCUCCGAUUAUCGAUGUGUACAACAAAUGUGAUUUGGUAUCCUCCAUACCCGAAGCUGCUUCAGAUGCAGCUGCUGUCCACCGUAUAUCAGCCCGAUCUCAGACGGGACUUGAACACCUGCUGGAGGACAUUGAACAGCAGAUAUUGACAUCCACCGGGCGAAGAAAGCUGCAGAUGCGAGUGCCCAACGGUGGGCCUGAAAUGGCCUGGCUUUAUAAGAACGCCGCCGUGGUGGAGACCAUAGCUGAUGAGGAGAAUCCAGAGCGUCUGAUGAUGCACGUGGUGAUAAGCCAACGCACCCUGGACCAGUUCAAGCGAGAGUUCCUUCGGUGAUCUAAUUAGUUUGUUAAUGCUUAGGUUUCUGACUAAUUUCUUUAUUAUUGCUCUUGUUCUUUUUCUGGUUUAGUUACUAGCGAGUGUAGUUAGGAAUGGUUGUUAUUGUUUUCUCUCUUUGAUUCUUAUAUAAAUAUAAAAUUUGCUACCACAAAAAUAAAAACGAAAAAGUUGUCUAAAAAUA